This is a messenger RNA of Ustilaginoidea virens, 237 nucleotides long. RefSeq lists its product as uncharacterized. The record is from RefSeq and is a predicted model, not a curated record. The transcript has 4 exons. Lineage: Eukaryota; Fungi; Ascomycota; Sordariomycetes; Hypocreales; Clavicipitaceae. Bases 1 to 237 code for a protein of 78 amino acids.
AUGCACGUGCUUGUCCCAAGACUCGAGAGCGCAACGCAAACGCGCCGAGCAGACCAGGCAAAAUCCAGGCACAGCAGCCUCCACUCCCUCCCCAAGCCCUGGAUCCGGAGAACCAUGGUGCGCUCUCAAGUCGACAGCGUAAUGGCAUGCCAUGCAUCCUGUCCUCCCAGCGGAUCCGUGUUUCCCGAGCUUCCACAAAGUUCACGCCACGACAUGGAUGCCACAGCUCACGCGUAG